CAUGAUGAUAGUAGUUAAUGGAUCGUGGGCUGGAACGCCUCGUGUCGUGUGAUCGUCACCGAUUCCUCCGUGCCACAUCUCCGUGCCCUCAUCAAUCGUUGUGCCUCGCUUCGCUAUCGUUCGUUUUCGAAGCAUUUCGUUUGUUUGGUAGUCGCAGCCUGCACAGACAUCACGGAGACAAAGUUGAGGAAAUUAUCGUGCGCAAUAUCUAGUGCUGUGACAGAGGGAAGGAGUUUUAGUUAGUUUCGUUGCUGGAGCUGGAGUGUUUGUUCAAGUUCAUGCACUCGUUCGGCGGGGUCGUUCCAGUACCGGUUGUAAUGUGCAUCGUGAUACGGAAGAAGGAGCUUAGCACGGAUCCACAUCAUAAAGGGACCUCCUCCACCUCCUCGUCACUAUUUACGCAACGCAAGUGUUGAGAGGAGUUGGUGACGAUUGUUGAGAUUAACAAAGUUGUGGUGGUGGUGCUGGACGAUUCGCAUGAAAAAAGCAACAGGUUUUUACACCAAACACCACUACGAACAGUUUGAAUGUGGGGUUUGGGUGGGUACGGAAUCUUUAUGCAACGCGAACCGCAACACAAAGCGGCACACGCAUGAUCGUUUGGCGCGUUCGUAGUUUGUGAACCAGCAGAACAUUAUCUUAUUAGCGUGUUUGGUGCAAAGCCUGCAUUGAGCUUGAAUUAUCUGAUUCAAAAGUUAAUGAUCACAAGCGUUGUUUGGAAUUAUUUCCUCUAAUAAUUCCUAAUUGUUUGUCCGUCUACAAACUGGCGCAUCCUUCUCUGGCUGAUAACGAAACUGGACUGCCAGUCUUCAAAAUGCUUCUAUAGAUAGGCAGCGAGCGCUAUCCGCUGAAGUAACUCUCAACUAAUUACCCAACAGUACACACGGCCAUACGAUGGCGAAAGUGAAGGUUCAGGAAACAGACAAUCAAGUGACACCCUCAUCUGAUGGGACCACAGAAACACAGCCGGCUUCCACAGAUGUUGAUGUUGCGCUUGAAAGCAAUGCAGGAACCGCUUGUGCCAUGACCAACACCACCGAUAGCACGAGAGGCAGUCUGUCGAAUGUCUCUACGACGUCCAACAACAAACAUUCAAACAUCGUUGACGAUGAUUCGAGUGCAUUUGAUAGUAGCAGUGACUCGGAGUGUAGCUCGGAAUGUGACGACAAGUCAAUUAAACGAGUUAUCGAUCGAAUACCGAAAGAGCUCAGAGCGGGUGAAUGCGAGAUCCGCGAUGGGGCCCUCAAAAUUGGGCCACAGGCGAUCAAUUCGGUCGCCUCAUCAAUGCGACCACCGCCGACCAUUGGCUCAAUAGCCCUGCAAAACUCUUCCGACAUUACGUUCGGCAACAAAACGUACAUCAAGGGGCAGGUUGUGAUUAAAAACAUCUACAAGGAUCGACAGAACGGCCACACCAAUGGGGCAUAUGAAAACGACGCUUGCGAGAUUGAUCCCGACAACUCCACCAAAAAAGAUCCUUCAACAUUGUCACCUUCUCAGCCCAAAUCCUGGCAGUCUAAUCUUAAGGCAAUCAUUAAGGAUAAACCAUUGCUCAGUUCGUUCUUGGUCAUACUACUGAUCUGCUUCCUAUGUGCCGUAAUUGCGAUCAUUUGCGUCCUCGCUGCCACAGGUAAAACCAUGUUUAGGCCUACCAUUGGCGACGGAGAUGAUGAUCGUCUUAAUGUCCCGCCGAACAAGGACAUAGAGGAUGAUCUCUUCCCUGAUCCUAAACCACUGCGGCUAGUAACACGAACCGAGUGGUUGGCGCAGCCUCCAAGGGAAGAGCUUACCGAUCUGAAGCUGCCGGUUAACAAUGUGAUCAUUGCGCAUACAGCUACCGAGGGUUGUACAACUCAGCAAAGUUGCAUGGCGAGAGCUCGAUUCAUACAAAAUUUACACUAUAACCAAGGCUUCGGUGACAUCGGUUACAAUUUCCUAGUAGGUGGUGAUGGCCAAAUUUACGAAGGUCGAGGGUGGAACAAACAGGGAGCUCACACAAGAGGAUACAAUGGUAUCAGCCAAGGGAUUGCAUUCAUAGGAAAUUACGAAACCAUUGACCGGCCGGAAGAAGCACAAAUAGAGCAACUGGUCAUGCUACUGCGUAACGGAACCGAGUCCGGUAAACUGGCCCAAAACUACAAAUUGUACGGAGCCCUGCAGCUGAAAGCAACAUUAAGUCCGGGACAAUAUCUGAUGGAAAAACUGGCGCAACUGCCGCACUUUAGUCUGGAGAUACCACCAACUUAAUGCAUUCGGCAAAAAGUGGCGCCAAAAGACUGACUUCACAGGAAAACUAGUGCAAUAAUAGUGAUUAGGUUAAUGGGAAAAUCUACAAAAACGAUCUAGAAAAGGGAAUAUCACAUGGGUAGCAUUAAGCUAAAGAUAGCAAUCAAUUAUGGGAAGAACAAUUGCCGCUAAACCGUGUUUGGUACCUCAUCCGAAAGAUCACAACUGACUUUCCGACGGAAAUGUAACCAGAGCCCAACAGUUCCGUGAUACCAUUGUUAAUAACCCACUUCCCAAUCU
Molecule: messenger RNA, 2526 nt
Organism: Anopheles aquasalis
Lineage: Eukaryota; Metazoa; Arthropoda; Insecta; Diptera; Culicidae
Product: peptidoglycan-recognition protein LE-like
Biological process (GO): peptidoglycan catabolic process
Molecular function (GO): zinc ion binding; N-acetylmuramoyl-L-alanine amidase activity
Source: RefSeq, a predicted model, not a curated record